AUUCAGUAUCUACCAACGACCAAAUAAGUUCAAAUUAUUAGAUCGAAAUAGAUCGUAUCACAUAAUCUAACGUUACAUUAUGAAGGUUACAGUCACCGACGCAGAGCUCGCUGAGCUGAACAAGCGCGUAUACACCGUGGGCUUCCAGGCCUUCCUAGCCUCUACCGCAGCCGCCACCGCAGGUCUGUACACACUCAACCGCAGCAACGCCUGGUUCAAAGCUCUGCGCCCCAGUUUCAAAGCAGCCGCAUGGAUCUGCCCGAUUGUUGUGGUCACCGUAGUCGCAGCGGAGGAGCAGGUUAUUCAGAUGGAGAAGGAGAGGCAUGUGCUGUACGACGAGGGGGGUGUGAAACUGGAGUCCGAUAAAAAUCGCUCGAUCACGGCACAGGACUGGCCCACGUGGUUGGCGGACAACCGCUUCUCACUGGUUGCUGCCGCCUGGGUUGCGGGUGUGGCUGGGUCGCUCACAUUCUCAUACAGCAACCCCUACCUGACACCCACGGUCAAGGCAUUCCACGCGCGUGUACAGUCGCAGGCCAUUACGCUGGCAGCUCUAGUAGCGGCUGGCGCUGUUGCCCCGUUCGGAUCAAAGACGUCCAUCAAAGCGGAUCACGAUAUGUUCCAGAGACGCUUAGAAUACGAGGAGAAGAAGUGGACCGUGGAACAUCCUGGAGAGAGCACGCACAAGAAGCACUAGAGUGCGUCUGCGUGUGUAAGGGAGGGCUCGGUAGGUACUAGUAAGACGGAGAGGUGAUCGGGGAUUGCCUUGCAUAUAACAAACGAAUAUACUCUAGUUAUUGUAGAUUGUACGCAAUCGGCGAAAAAAUAAAUAAAACUCGUCGUUAAUUGGCUUAUCCCUGC
Sphaeroforma arctica JP610 is the source of this 861-nucleotide messenger RNA. RefSeq lists its product as hypothetical. Bases 80 to 697 code for a protein of 205 amino acids. Gene Ontology annotation, biological process: mitochondrial respiratory chain complex IV assembly. The record is from RefSeq and is a predicted model, not a curated record. Gene Ontology annotation, cellular component: mitochondrial inner membrane. The transcript has 3 exons. NCBI's taxonomy places the organism in Eukaryota, Ichthyosporea, Ichthyophonida.